ACAAAUAAAUGUUACAUUUGUGACAUACAUUUUGCGAGUAGAUUUAUUUUAAAAGCCUUCUCCCAUGUUAUAAAUGGAGAGAAAGUAGAAAUUCCACGAGAUCACUGGGCAUUAACGUCGGAUGCAUAUCCAUCAAACUUCCCUAAUUGUCCUAAGUACAUUAGUAAGUCUGUACCUCAAAAACGAUCAACGCGAUGUCUCACAAGAAAUGAAGAACCAUCUAGGAAGGGAUCACAAAAAGACAAUACCAAAGAUUUGCAUGAUACACACUCCCAAGUAACAACUGUAGAAAAGGAAGUAGAAGAACCCUCCACAUCUGAAGCUGCAACUACACAGCAUCCUGAGCUGUUAUAUGUCAAUAAAAUCUCUGCUUUGCAGUCUGAAUUGUUAAAAGUCAAAGAGGAUUUAUAUCGGUGCAGAAAGCAAAAGAUGAUCUAUAGGAAGAAACUGAAAACUCUUCAAACAGAAAAUCUCAAGCUUCAUCAAGAAAAUACUGAACUUAAAAUGAAACAGUUGUCAGCUGAUAAACUUGAUUCCUUACCACCAAGACAGAAACUUAUAAUAGAGCACAUGCUGAAAGCAUGCCAUAUAAAAAGCAAAAAGGGUAUGAGAUAUGACAUUAAUUGGUUACUUGACUGUUUACUUUUAAAAAUUAGGUCACCAUCUCUCUAUGAAUUUUUGAGAAAUAAUGAUUACUUGCCUUUACCCUGUCAGUCUACACUGCAUCAAUAUAUCAGAGGCAUUAAUGCCAAAUUUGGAUUUGAUGAAGAUCUUUUUGUUGUUUUAAAGACAAAAUUGGAGACAAUUCCACAAACAGAACGCCAGGGAGUUUUAAUUUUUGAUGAAAUCACACUUCAAAAACAUAUAGAACUUUCAAAAGCUACUGGUGAAAUGAUUGGACUUGUUCAUUGUGGUGACAAUUCUGAAUUGCGACAGAGUGAAUUUACAGCAGGUGAUCAUGGCCUAGUGUUUAUGUUCAGACCUCACUUUGCUAGUUGGGUAUAAUGUAUUGGCACAUUCUGUUCAAAAAGCUCUGU
Molecule: messenger RNA, 1037 nt
Organism: Centruroides sculpturatus (bark scorpion)
Lineage: Eukaryota; Metazoa; Arthropoda; Arachnida; Scorpiones; Buthidae
Exons: 2
Coding region: 430-1005 (191 amino acids)
Source: RefSeq, a predicted model, not a curated record